Ahaetulla prasina is the source of this 2825-nucleotide messenger RNA. It is a transcript of the gene DAO, whose product is annotated as D-amino acid oxidase. The transcript is spliced from 13 exons. Lineage: Eukaryota; Metazoa; Chordata; Lepidosauria; Squamata; Colubridae. The record is from RefSeq and is a predicted model, not a curated record. Gene Ontology annotation, molecular function: D-amino-acid oxidase activity; FAD binding. Bases 1640 to 2683 code for a protein of 347 amino acids.
UGGCCGCUGCGGAUGGGACUAAAAAAACCAACGUUUAUGGACAAUGGGCGGCUUAUUCUCCCACGUCAUAUCCUGGGGGAAGAGAUUUGCUUUUGGGCCUGCAAUUUGAGCGGUGGGGCUUGUACGACCAGUUUGCAAAGAGCUUCCUAUUGGGUCACUUUGGUUGCGUGCUAGAAACCACCCAGGCCGUUCCAGGGCAGGGUCGCUUCGGUCCUGCCAAAAUCUGGAAAAAACUGUGUCACUGUGCACAAAACCCAGACUGGCUGGCAGAGGUAGAAUGAGAGCGCCCCCCCACGGACCAAAAGGGACAAUAACACACCAAUCCACCCUUCAAGCUUUGGACUAAGAGCACCAGCCGGCCUGGCAUUGCAGGACACCGCCGUUCCCGCCACUGAGCUGAUACGGUCUGAAGAGGGACCAGCGGCUUCCAUGGGCCCCAUGGAAGCGCAGAUGCCACCUAGCUGGCAUCCCCAGUGGGCAGCCAGUGCCAAUCUGCUGUCCUAUCCCUUCCCCUGGCAGAGAAGCCCUGGAUUGGCCAGGUGACCUUUGAAUGGCCGUCAGCAGUUGUAAACAGAGGCGCUCUGGACGGGACAGAAGGAACAUUUCUGUACAUCUCAGGUUAAACAGUCCAGAGAUGGUCACCUCAGACCAACCUGGAUGGUGCCACACUAGUGUUGUGGUCCGCCAGCAGCCUGUGGAGCUGGCAACAGACAGCGAUGAGGCUGAGGAAGAACGUGGGCCAGUGCUGGAGGCUGGGGAAGGCCCAGAUGAGGGCUCUGCAUCAGAGGCAGAGGUGGGGCCAGGGCCAUCGGGGAGUGAGGUGCAGACUCCAGAGCCUCCAAAGGCUGACAGUAGUGAGGCAGAGGAACAGGAGGAGCCUGUUCCUAACGCACCCAUGAGAAGAGCUGCCAGAAGGCAAGAGCAGCUAAAGCAAAGAGGAGGACUCGGGAGUAGGGCCAAGAGAUGAUUGGGCCCUCCCAUAAGCCUUAAAAGACCAGCAACGGCGUUUGGGCUCUUUGCCGGAAAACAAUGUUGAUAGCUUCGUCUUCUUGCAUUUAUUUUGUAUCAGUGUCUUCUGAACAUUUGCCAAGAAAGGCCUUUGGCAGUUUGCCUAAUUGGACCAAGGUUGGUGAUAGGACUGAGGAAUUGUGUUGGGAGGAAUUUGCUUUAAUUUAGUUGGACUACACUGAGAAUGAGUUAAUUCUCAGCUGUUCUAAUAAAGUCUGUUUGUUUUUACACUGACUGAGUUUCCUAAUACCUACUUUGGCCUGUCUGGGUCACAACAACUAGGUAGGAAGUUGGCUCAUUUGGUUUACUUUGUGGUGGGGACACUUUUGCUUCAAAAAGGAAGCAGACCCUGUGCUGGACGCAAGAGGUCACUCCUGAUCAGGAAAGCCGAGUCUGGUGGAGCUUGGCCAGAAGCUCUGAGUUAGUUACGCCUUGCUUCUCUCUGCCCCCAAAGAAGUUUCUUGGCGCAGGAGAAACUGAAGCUCCACCUUAUGGCCUCGUUAUCCGGAGGGACCUUUGACCGACGCACAGACACGUUUCCAGCUUUCUUCCUGCGAGGAGCUACACCCUGUUGGGCAAAGAACUGUGUGAGAAGACUCUCCUGGGCCUGGGAUUACCACGACUCUUUGUCAUGCGUGUCGCCGUGAUCGGAGCCGGGGUGAUCGGUCUGUCCACAGCCCUUUGCAUCCAUGACCGAUAUCACUCUGCUGACCAGCCGCUGCAGGUGGAGAUCUACGCGGACGAAUUCAGCCCCGGCACGACCAGCAGUGGGGCUGCCGGCCUUUGGCAGCCCUACCUGUACGACAAAGGAAAGACGCAGGAGACGAUCUGGAACAAAGAGACUUUUGAUUACCUGCUCCGACAUGUUAAUUCACCAGAAGCCAAGGAGAUGGGGCUGUUUCUGCUCUCUGGAUACAACCUCUUCACACGACCGGUUCCCGAUCCGUCAUGGAAGCAUAUUGUCUUGGGAUUCAGGAAACUGUCCCAGAAGGAGCUCGACCUGUUCCCCGGCUAUAGCUUCGGCUGGUUUAACACGGCCCUGAUCUUGGAGGGAAAAAUCUAUCUCACCUGGCUUACAAACCAGUUGGCCUCACGGAAGGUCCAGUUCUUCCAUCGGAAAAUCAAGUCCUUCCAGGAGUUGACCGCUGAAGGGGUGGACGUGGUGGUCAAUUGUACCGGGAUUCGUGCUGGAGAGCUACAGACUGACCCUGAGCUGCGUCCAGGCCGAGGACAGAUCAUCAAGGUUGAGGCCCCCUGGGUGAAGCACUUCAUCAUCACCCAUAACAUCGAUGCUGGGAUCUACAGGGAGCCCUACAUCAUCCCCGGGAGCCGUACGGUGACCUUGGGGGGGAUAUUUCAGCUGGGGAACUGGAGUACAGAGAACAAUGCAGAGGAUCGUAGAAAAAUCUGGGAAGGAUGCUGCAAGUUGAUGCCCAGCCUCCAGGAAGCCAAGGUAGUCGAAGAGUGGAGUGGUUUACGCCCAUCACGCCCUACCGUCCGGCUGGAACACGAGACCAUUCGUGAUGGGACGCUCCAAUCAGAGGUGAUUCACAGUUACGGGCACGGAGGGUUUGGGCUCACCAUUCACUGGGGCUGUGCCAUGGAAGCAGCCAGACUCUUUGGGAAGGUCCUAGAUGGUCAGAAGUUGACCAAGCCACCUCGGGCAAAUCUUUGAAUGAGCGCAAAGGUUUUUGGUAGCAAAAAAAAAAUAUCCUAAACGUUGAUGGAACAACGUGGAGAGCUGCAGAUGGAAAGUUUGUAACCUCAACAAUUGCACGGCUUCCCAAGUCUUAAGUACAGAUAAACCUCAAACAUUC